AUGAACCACGACCAGGCUAGGGUCAGCAGCAAUACGAGUCAGGAAGAUUUGGAUGAGAUAACACAACAAAUUCGGGCACUUCAGUCUUCGCAGGACGAGCUGUCCCGCUCGAUCCGCAAUCUACAGGUCCGUGCAGCUCGCAUACAGAACCAGAAGGCAGCGGUGUCACGUAUCCCCUCUGAUGUCCUCUCGAUGAUAUUUGAGGAGUGCCGUCAGCUCAAUCCACAAUGGUCCGGCGUUCUCUUCCUUCUCCACCAGUCACCCGUUGAGGUACGACUGUCGCAUGUAUCAAGUCAUUGGCGUGAGGUAGCCCUUACCUCACCUUCCCUUUGGUCCUCUGUUCAUUACCCAUUCGCGCAUAAAGAGGAUUCGCUCGUGGAAUAUUUGAAGAGGUCAGAUGGGUCGCUUCUCGACGUAUACAUCGGGCCA
Suillus subaureus is the source of this 429-nucleotide messenger RNA. RefSeq lists its product as uncharacterized. The transcript has a single exon. The annotation marks the transcript as partial. NCBI's taxonomy places the organism in Eukaryota, Fungi, Basidiomycota, Agaricomycetes, Boletales, Suillaceae. The record is from RefSeq and is a predicted model, not a curated record.